ACAAUGCGUCUCCUACCAUUGGCAAACGCUAGCGCUAGUGUUGCAAACUUGACGGGGGCUUGCCUGAAACAAGUUUUGUACCCAUGGGCUUCAAAGACCGUCGAUGUGACGCGUACGCAUGAUUUCAUGCAAGACAUUGGUGGAAACAAGGGACACCUGAUUGGGAGCGACCAAGUUUGAGUCAGGAGCGUCAAGAUUGGGUCGGAACUAGACGGUUUUUUUCUUGAAAUUCCGCUACGGUAAACGAAUAACUUUAAGGAACCUAAAUGAGAUUUGGAGAGUGGGGAAAGAGCCAGGACAUCUCGUACGUCCAUUCCAACCGCCAUCAACUACAAUGAAUUGGGAGGUUUUCGACUAUAAAACGGAAUGAAACCCAGAAACAGGUAUCAGAAACUGUACAAGUAUUCUCGAGCACACAUCAACAUGAAGGCUUUUGUUGCUAUCCUCUCCAUUUUGGCUUUGGCCGCCGCUGAUCAAUCCAGCCAUCAAACCAUCAAGCACGGCAAUGCCCCGGCUGUCCACUCCUCCAUCCACAAGCCCCAUGGUCGUGCCCAUGCCCGUGUGGUGAGCCAACCCUCCGCUCAGCCCAAUGAGGUCAACCAGCCCUACAAUGAGGAGAAGUACACCGCCGCUGCCCAUGCUCCCAGCCACGAGGUCCGCACUCCCGCCUACCACCCAACCCCCGCUUACAAGCCGGCUCCCUACCACCCAGCUCCCGCUUAUAAGCCCGCCCCCGUUUACCAUCCAGCUCCCACUUACAAGCCCGCUCCUUACCACCCUGCUCCCUCUUACAAGCCCGCUCCUUACCACCCUGCCCCCUCUUACAAGCCCGCCCCUUACCACCCUGCUCCCGCUCAUGGUCAUGGUGAUGAGUAUGAAACCGCCCCCGUCUACCAAUACGGUUAUGCCGUGGCUGAUGACUACUCCGGUGCCAACUUUGCCCAAAACGAGAACCGUGACAACUAUGCCACCAACGGCGAGUACCGUGUGGCCCUUCCCGAUGGUCGCACCCAAAUUGUGAGCUACAACGUGGCCGAUGCUUAUUCCGGUUAUGUGGCUGAUGUCAGAUACGAAGGAGAGGCCAAGUAUGAGCCAUACCACCCAUCCCCCAAGCCCGCUUACCACCCUGCUCCCGCUUACCACGCCUAAGCCUGUCAUGUUGAUGAUAUUUAUCGCAAAGCAUAUUUAUCAAUAAAUCUUGCAAGCCCCUUAA
This is a messenger RNA of Tigriopus californicus, 1213 nucleotides long. RefSeq lists its product as uncharacterized. Gene Ontology annotation, cellular component: extracellular matrix. The transcript is spliced from 2 exons. Bases 367 to 1149 code for a protein of 260 amino acids. The record is from RefSeq and is a predicted model, not a curated record. Lineage: Eukaryota; Metazoa; Arthropoda; Copepoda; Harpacticoida; Harpacticidae.